UCUAAGGGUGAAAACAGUGAGCAGAUCCAGUGUGUCAAGUUGGAGACUUAAAAAACUGUAGGUUUCAAGGUGACACCUCUCAGGCAGAGCCUAUGGAUACCACAGGAAAUAUGACCGCAUUGCCUGACGGCAACUUGACAUGCCUUUUGACCAUUGACGACUUCCGAAAUAAAGUGUACUCCACAUUGUACUCUAUGAUUGCGAUUCUGGGCUUUGUUGGAAACGGCUUUGUACUGUGUGUCCUCAUAAAAACGUACCAGCAGAAGACAGCCUUCCAGAUCUACAUGCUGAAUCUUGCAGUGUCAGACCUCCUCUGUGUAUGCACCCUGCCUCUUCGAGUAGUGUAUUACGUUCACAGAGGCAACUGGUUCUUUGGUGACUUCUUAUGCAGAGUUAGUUCCUAUGCAUUCUACGUCAACCUGUACUGUAGCAUUUUAUUCAUGACAGCCAUGAGCUUCUCUCGCUGCAUAGCCAUAGUUUUCCCCGUCCAGAAUCUCAAUUUGGUAACUGAGAAAAAGUCCAAACUGGCAUGUCUGAGCAUUUGGAUUUUUGUCACACUGACAAGUUCUCCAUUUUUACUGAGUGGGUCUUACCAAGAAGGUAACAAGACAAAGUGCUUUGAACCUCCAAAAAGCAGUCAGAUGACCAGCCUGCUGGUACUACAUUAUAUUGCGCUGUUUGUAGGCUUUAUUAUCCCAUUUAGUGUCAUAACUAUCUGUUAUGCCAUGAUCAUAAAGACCUUACUGAAGAAUUCUCUGAAGAAGAAUCAGUCUACUCGUAAGAAGGCCAUCUGGAUGAUAAUCAUUGUAACAGCUGCCUUCCUGGUCAGCUUCACACCUUACCAUAUUCAGCGCACAAUCCACCUUCACUUCCUGAAGAGGAACGACUCCAGCUGUGAAGACAUCCUUUUCAUGCAGAAAUUAGUAGUGAUAACCCUAUCCUUGGCAGCUUCAAACUGCUGCUUUGACCCACUCCUGUAUUUCUUUUCAGGGGGCAACUUUCGGAGGAGACUUUCCACAUUUAGAAAGGCUUCCUCCUCCAGUGUGAUACAGGGACCCAGGAAAAAGUUAUCAUUAAAGGAGAAAGACGACGAGCCAUUUCAAGAAAGCCAUAAAUAA
Emys orbicularis (European pond turtle) is the source of this 1118-nucleotide messenger RNA. It is a transcript of the gene CYSLTR1, whose product is annotated as cysteinyl leukotriene receptor 1. Gene Ontology annotation, biological process: G protein-coupled receptor signaling pathway. The transcript has 2 exons. Lineage: Eukaryota; Metazoa; Chordata; Testudines; Emydidae. Bases 93 to 1118 code for a protein of 341 amino acids. The record is from RefSeq and is a predicted model, not a curated record. Gene Ontology annotation, molecular function: leukotriene receptor activity. Gene Ontology annotation, cellular component: plasma membrane.